Messenger RNA from Spea bombifrons (plains spadefoot toad), 1075 nucleotides. It is a transcript of the gene LYPD6, whose product is annotated as LY6/PLAUR domain containing 6. The record is from RefSeq and is a predicted model, not a curated record. Gene Ontology annotation, biological process: positive regulation of canonical Wnt signaling pathway. The coding region runs from base 158 to 670 and encodes 170 amino acids. NCBI's taxonomy places the organism in Eukaryota, Metazoa, Chordata, Amphibia, Anura, Pelobatidae. Gene Ontology annotation, molecular function: acetylcholine receptor inhibitor activity. The transcript is spliced from 5 exons.
CUCGGAGUCCGCAUCGUAUCGCUGCACACGGGAGAACGGGGGGCAGUUAAAAGCCCCGGACAGCUUACCGUCCACAGCACGCUUUACCCAGGGAAGCUGUUCUCCGGUUUGUAGAAUGGAUUGACAAGUGGCUGCAUGAUUCCGUCGCCCAUCUGCAAUGGAAACGUGGCCGGCGGUGGCCUGGGUUCUACUGCUCGGUCUGCUAGCCGACUGGUUUAAAAGCAUUGAAUCCAGAGACUUCACAGUGCAAGAUAUCAUCUACCUUUAUCCUUCAACUACACCGUACCCUGGGGGGUUUAAGUGUUUCACCUGUGAAAACGCCAGAGAUAAUUUCGAUUGUAAUCGCUGGGCGCCAGAUCUGUACUGCCCUAGAGAAACAAAAUAUUGUUACACACAACACACAAUGGAUUCCUCGGGAGAAAGCGUAUCGGUGACCAAACGCUGCGCUUCUCUAGAGCAUUGCUUAGCUGCGGGCUGCCAAGAAUCAUCGCGUCGGGGUCAGAAGAUAUGCACUUCCUGCUGCGAAGGUAAUAUCUGCAAUUUACCGCUGCCCAGGAAUGAAACAGAUGCAGUUUUUUUACAUUCUCCUCUGAACAGUUCAAGAAGACACUUGAUAAGCAGCGUAACCUUCUUAUCGUCUUUAUACAUGUCGUGGUUUCUGUCGACGUAGUGGCUUUGGAAGCAGUUAUAGGCCGAAAUCCCCAUACGGAGAGAGUCUGUUUACACCGAGAACCGACCGAUAACACAGAGACGGUUCCUCUACAGGUAGAAUUUUACUGGAAUAGGCAUUCCUGUUAUCAGAUAAUGACUAUUUUAUGUCAAAUACUUAUUGACAUAAGAAUUUCUGUAUGGACUUCAAUGUGUACCCCUCCAGGCUCUAAGCACUUAUACUAUAGAAGACAAUCUCACAUUGUGCGCAUGGAAAAGGCGACCCGACCCAAGGAUAAGAGGAACUUGAAGAUCAAGGAUGGAAGCGGACAGUGCUAAUAUUUAGUAAUCGUUCCCAAAAAGUUGACUCUCCAGUGAGUUACCUUACUUUGCCCCUUUUCCUCUGUAUUUUAAUCAUGAAAGUAAC